This is a messenger RNA of Dreissena polymorpha, 1608 nucleotides long. RefSeq names its product baculoviral IAP repeat-containing protein 2-like. Lineage: Eukaryota; Metazoa; Mollusca; Bivalvia; Myida; Dreissenidae. Gene Ontology annotation, molecular function: ubiquitin protein ligase activity; cysteine-type endopeptidase inhibitor activity involved in apoptotic process. Gene Ontology annotation, biological process: negative regulation of apoptotic process; regulation of cell cycle; positive regulation of protein ubiquitination. The record is from RefSeq and is a predicted model, not a curated record. The coding region runs from base 1 to 1608 and encodes 535 amino acids. The transcript has 5 exons. Gene Ontology annotation, cellular component: nucleus; cytoplasm.
AUGUGCUUCCCCUUGCAUUCUCAGCUUAAAGAUAGUACUUUAAAUGACAACGACAAUGCCGCUUGCAAAGAUCAACCUGUUAUUACAGAACGUAAUGCCAACUUUCGGCAAGACGAUACUUUAUCUGAAGUGCUUGGGGCAAAAGUUAGAAAGGAAUCGUUAAUGGACCCAAUACACAACAAAACAAUGGUUCGCGAGUAUGACCGUUACGCCUCAUUUGCAAAGUACGAGGAUACAAUGGACUCUAUCAGCUAUUCAAUCUCGCGACUUGUUUCCAAAGGGUUUUACUAUAACAGUGAAAAAAGACUGUGUAUUUGUUUUGUAUGUGGGGUAGAAGUUAAGCAAUGGAACGAGACAGAAUCGAUUGACGAAACUCACCGCCAGCUUUCACCCGACUGUCAAUUCAUAACUGGUAAAGAUGAUAUUAAUAAUCCAUUCCACAAGUCGGAAGGAUUUUGUGAAGGGCGCAUUCAUGAAGUCGGCAAAUCUUCACAAUCAAAUAUUGUAGCUGGACCAUGUUCAGAAGCACUAAUUGAGCAAACUGAUGUUAAUAGACAGUCUAAAUUGGCGAACAAUCAAGACGCAUCCGACAUGGAAACAUACAAACAACUUUCCUUUGGAACAGCCGCAGGACGGACACAAACACAAUUUAGAGAUGACUUUAUGUAUUUAGGUGAAAAUGCAAAAUAUCCGGCAUACUCGAGCAAAUCUGAAAGAACCGCAUCGUUCUUGUGCUGGAGACGGCCUGAUAUAGUGUCAACAAGCUGUCUCGUAGACGCUGGAUUAUAUUACACGGGUUGCGGAGACGAAGUGCGCUGCUUCCAAUGUGGUGGAGGUUUGAACAACUGGGAGAAAAAUGACGACCCGUGGGUCGAGCAUGCGUACUGGUUCCCAAGUUGUCAGUACGUUAUGCUAUCCAAAGGUCAAGAAUUCAUCGACAUGGUUCAAAUGAGGAAACGACUCGAUGUAACUAAACAAGAGCGACACAUUUCUCAUAAUAUAAAUACGGAGGCGCAGUCUUCGACAACUGGUACACCAACAAAUAACAACUUAAAGCCGUAUGAGUUACCGCGGCAACGAACAUCGUCCGAAGAGAGUGACAGAGCCUUGAUAACAACAUUUAUUGAAAUGGGCUUUGGACGAGAUCUUGUACUGUUGGCUUUAAGGAACGUCACAAAAGAAAGAAGUAUUUCAAGUAUGGAGAAUGAAGUAUUAGAAUAUCUGCUGAAGAAUAUCGCCCCAGAGAAAACGGACAUCCCAACACCUACCAAAACUAAAACGUCAAUGAAAAUAAAGGAAACAAACAAUGAUAAAUCUAGCAAUGAAACUAAGCUAGAGAGUUCAUCUAUAACAGCACGCGACCGUCUCAGGGACUCUGGUAUUCGUGUGUCAAAUGAGCUGACAAUUUCCCAACGUAACAAAAUCAGGGACCUGUCGCAGCGUGGUAUACAGGCAUACUACAAAAAUGGUGUACUAUACCAACGUCAGACAUCAACGGAAAACAGACCUUUCGCGCGUGCACAUCGUAGGCUUGGCCAAGACAAAGCGAUGGAUGCUGCAAAUGCUUCUACACCUUCGGUUGGCAGUGCCGAACAUCAUGUGGACUAG